AUGUGGAAUGCAGAAUCCAGCCGCUGGCAGAGUGGUGACAAGUGGAACAAGCCCACUUACAACCAGUGGGGUCGUGAGGGUCGCGAGUCAGGCAAUUGGUGGCCGCAAGAAAGCACAGGAGCCAGCAGCUAUGGGUCUGAGAGUGUGCCGGCUCCAAAGCCCAGUUUCCCUGCAUCCUUUCGAAGCGACGCAACCUUCAUUGAUUCGACUGCAGUAGGUUCCGGCAAUCACCAGUUUUAUCGACUUGUGCAGCCUACGGAUUGGUCAAGAAAGGCGAACCUUGCCGGUCGCCCAGUUGAGGAUAUCAGAGUGCACGAGAUGUGUUUCAGAGGACUGAAUGAGUUUUCUCUUCGAAUGCUUUCUGAAGGGCGUUUUCAGUCCCUUGUGUGGACACGCAGUGCUGCUGAGAGUGUGCUCACUACACAGUUGCUUAAAGCCAUUCGUGAUGCCAAGAUUGACAUUGACAGCGUUGCAGUAGAGUGCUUGAAGCAGAGCGGUGUCGCCAUUCCUGACAAGCACAAGCAAUCCUCACAGUUCAUGGCUGCUCUUGUGGACUUGCUUGUGAGUGAGAUGAAGAGCAAAAUGCCCAAGACUGCUACUUCCCACACAGAAGAUGAGCUUGCACGCGCCAAAGCUAAGUUGGCGCAAGCGGGACUUACGCUGACUCCGCAAAAGAGGAAAGCUGAAGAGGUUGAUGCUUCUGCAGACGCAGCUGGAUCCAGUCCGAGUACUAGGGUGAUGAAAGCUGAUGCGUCUGAUGCUUCUCGGAAGAAGUGUAAGACAGCAGAUGGCUCUUCGGCUGCUGAGGAAGUACGCUCCCUUCUCAAAGGUAAGCCGAAGGUUUCCCUCAAAGACUGCCGCCCGUCUGCCGUCACCAACGAGAGUGUAGACAAAUGGCUUACGUCUCUCAAGCCUCAGUACAAGGGCAAGUACCGCAAGCUUACCAAGCAUGUCAAGCAUGUGGUUGAGAUCUUGACUGAGCGUUCUGACAAGAAUGAGAUACGUGCAGCAGCCGUUGUGUUUGGUCUUAAUCCGAACUUUGCUGCCCGCAUGAACAUUACUAAUCUCAGCAAGUGCAUCGCUGUUGCCAAGUUCCAAGCUGCGUGA
Molecule: messenger RNA, 1107 nt
Organism: Symbiodinium natans
Lineage: Eukaryota; Dinophyceae; Suessiales; Symbiodiniaceae
Source: the annotation of a GenBank genome assembly